CCUGGGUCUAUUUUCGUCAGCUAUUUGGUAAUAGCUCAGUAGUCGGGACAGGGCAUCGUCUGACUCUAUCGUUGAGAGACAUGGACCAGCCGCGUACGGGACACACUUCAUUGACUAAUUUUAAUUGUUAAUACUGAUGCUCUGAAUGCGAAAACAAUAAUUUCCCUGUCGUCAUUAUUAAAUAUGUCAGACAAAGCGUAUAGCUGAAUCAAACUGCGGCUCUAUUGGACUUCAAGUGAUAGAUUGGGAUGUAGGCUAUGCGAAAUUGUGCGGUUCUCAUUGGAAUGCGGUCAUUUUUGGAAUAAACAAACGAUGUGAUGCUAAGGCGCAUCUGCACUGCUGCCAAGAAUAAUAAGACUAUUUGACUGUGGGGAGUUUUCUUGUCAUUUGAUUGCUAAUAAUCCAUCCAGUUGGAUUGUCAAAAACCUAUGAAACGAUUUGAAGGUCGCCUUCGAUUUGAGAUGCUGGCGAUUAACUGCGCUUUAAUUGUAGCGUUCAUGCAUAGCGGGACAGCCUCCAGGUGUGUAGACCAUGCCUGCAGUCCUCCCAUGGGCAACCUGGCCAGUGGUAGGACCCUCACCACCCUCUCAGGCUGCUGUGGGAAUGGGUCCCAGCACUCCCCAUGCCCCACUCCCCUCCACACCUGUCCAGAUCAUCUCCACCCUCCUGCCCACAUGGUGGAUGAUCCCUUCCUACACCCAGACACCUGGUGGGGCUCGGGCGUGGGGACUGACCAGGAGGAGGAGGUCCGUCUGGACCUGGAGACCCGUUUCUGUCUGACCCAUGUGGUGCUGCUGUUCCACUCACCCAGGCCCGCUGCCAUGGCCAUGGAGCGCUCGCAGGACUUCGGCCGGACGUGGGAUACACUCAAGCUGUUUGCACAGAACUGCAGUCUGGCGUUUGGUCUUCCUGAUGACACCAGUCAGCAUGGCUCGCGGUGUACGUCCCGGUACUCCAGUGCCAAGCCGUGCAGCAGGGGAGAGGUGAUAUUUCGGACUCUGGGUCCUGGUGGAUUAGUUGACCCCUACAGUCCAGAGGGCCUUUCCCAGCUGACCCUCACCAACCUCCGCCUCAGACUUCUCAAGGCUCAGACCUGCCCAUUAUCUGUUGCGCCUUCCACCACUUCUUCCUCCAUCAGACUCUUCAAACCUCCUGCGGACCUGAAUCUUCCCCUUCUCCCUCCCCCCCAGCCCAGCUCAGAGGCCCCUGCCUCAGCCCCAUUUGCCAUUUACACUCUCCUGGCUCGGGGGACCUGUCUCUGUCAUGGCCAUGCAGAACACUGCUUACCCCACAGAGGUGGACAGGACACACUGAAGGACAUGGUGGCUGGCAGGUGUGUGUGCACUCACCACACAGCAGGAGAACACUGUGAAAGGUGUGGCCCACUCUACAAUGACCAGUCCUGGAAGCCAGCCAAUGGCAGCAGUGGGGAGCCACACCCGUGUCAUAAGUGUGAGUGUCACGGCCAUGCAGAGAGCUGUCAUUUCUCCAAGAGGGCGUGGCUUUCCUUGGAGGGCACCAGUGGGGGUGUCUGUGACGACUGCCAACACAAUACAGCUGGGCGCAGGUGCCAGCGCUGUCGCAACGGUUACCACCGCCAACCAGCCAUGCCCCUCAACUCCCCCCACAUCUGCACACGUUGUUGGUGUGACCCACUGGGCUCAUUACCAGCCAUCUCUGGGGAUGAGGGCCGAUGGUGCCACCCCAGGAGUGGACAGUGCCAUUGCAGACCUGGUGUGGGGGGAACAGGCUGCAACCACUGCCUCCCUGGAUACUGGGGCUUUGGGGGAGAGGGGUGCAAACCCUGUGCUUGUCCCCAAAACUGUGACCCCCACACUGGGCUCUGCCUGGACAGCUAUGCAAAUAACCAGGUUUUAAAUAUACCUAUGGGAGGCAAGAUUUUUGCCAUGGACCAUGCCUUGACCACUGAGGGUGAGCCAGUGUGGUCAAAGCAACUGGCAGUCUCUGCCCUGCACUACACAGGGAAAUGCAGUUGUAAGGAGAGAAAGUUGAGGAGUGUCUCAGAUCUCUGCAAGACCAAAUAUGCCUAUGUGAUCAAAGCCAGUGUGUUGUCAGCUCAUGACAAGGGGAGCCACGCAGAGGUACAGGUCAAAGUUCGCAAGGUCCUGCGUUCAGGACAGGUGCCUCUCUCCCAGGGCACCCACAGUAUCUACCCCCUCUCCUGGACUAGCCGGGGGUGCACCUGCCCCAUCCUUAAUCCAGGUGUGGAGUACCUACUGGCGGGUCCAGAGGAGGUAGAGACAGAGCGGCUGCUGGUCACCAUGCAGAGUGUGGUGGUUCCCUGGACCCCUCAACUGGGGACCCACAUAUCGGAGGGCCUAAGGCAGGGCUGCCCAGAACACCCUCUCCAAACCCAUAACAGAGCAAUUUGAAAGGAAAUUGGGGGUUGUAUCACUGGUUCAAUAGAUAAUUCAGGAAAGGGACUGAAAGUCAGUGGAAAAGGCUUGACCGAGUGUCUUGACCAAUGACGGCUAUGGAAAAUCUUCCCCCUAAAAGACUACAACCCUGCCAUAUGAUGCAAAGAGGACUGACUGGAAUCUUUUGAGCCAUUCUUGUUAAGAUGAUUUAACUUGGGGGAAAUACCACACACAAACAUUUAAAAAAAAAAAAAGCAUCCUUCUGGAAUCCAAUGAAUGUUUGGGUAGUCAUAUUUGAGCCAUUAUUUUCUGCAAGCCAGUGUUAACUAUCAGACACAACAAACCCUGGUAUACAAGCUUUACAGACUUUGUGUAUGUCAAAAGCCAUGCCUUUAAUGAUAACAUCAAAAUGCCUACUAGGUUCUAUAACAAUAUAUUACAUUCCAGUCUCUGCUUUUAGUGUACUAUAUAUUUAUCAGUAUCCAAUUCCAAUCAUUUAGUGUUCCAAUUAAAAUGCUAAAAAUACACCUACUUACUUAAAUAUUGAGGCACACAAGAGAGUGCACUGCUCUAGUCUGCAGCCUUCUUGGUGGGGGGUUUCCCAGGUCAGGCCACACUCCAUUUUUGUUUCUAUUGUUCUUCUCCAUGUCUCUCUUCAGCGUAGUGCAAUCGCAGGGUGCAGGUCUGGUGGUAAUCUAAGUCUACACAUGUCCCAGCCAUCGCCAUCUUCUUUUCCCGCAACAAAUAGGGCCUACAAAGUACAUCAAAAGAUAAACCUGAGAAACUUAAGUGUUACGAAAAUGUAGCUAAUAUCUUAAUCCAAGGCUGUGUGUGUGGUGCAGUUUUACCAAAGAAUAAACUCAGGAUCCCUGAGGAAGAAUCACUUUCAAAGCAUCAUGGGCCAGUCAUAUAUAUGAAUAGGUAGCUUCAUUUGUGUUUGAAGGAUUUAAACAUAAGAUUAGAAAGGUGUGAAAGAGGAAAUGAGACAUGGUUCAGUAUUAACUUUAAUCAGGAGAGGUUAAAUAGGAGUAGCAGUCCAUUAAGGUUUAAAUGACGUUUUAAAAGCAGGUGAAGGAAGCGCCUGUGGAUGGAUACUCAAGCUUUGCACAAUUUCAACAUUGACUAAAUAGUUUUUGUACAAUGAUUGCCUAGCACCUGUCUAGAUGCUACUGUAUAUAUACACUCACCAGCCUUUCUUCAUAAGAACAGGAGUUGUUGAUAAAAGCAGCCCGCACCAAACAUCUUUGGCCUUUCAGAACCCUCUAAAAAAUACAUACUUUUGUGUAUAUAGUGUAUGCGUACACCCAUUCAAAUUAGCAGAUUAGGCUAUUUCAGUCAUACCCUUUGCUGACAGGUGUAUAAAAUUGAGCACACAGCCAUGUAAUCUCCAUGGACAAAUAUUGGAAUUAGAAUGGCCUUACUGAAGAGCUCAGUGAUUUACAGCGUGGCACCGUCAUAGGGUGCCACCUUUCCAACAAGUCAGCUCGUCAAAUUUCUACCCUGCUAGAGCAGUCCCGGUCAACUGUAAGUGCUGUUAUUGUGAAGCGGAAACAUCUAGGAGCAACGGCGGCUCAGCCAUGAAGUGGUAGACCACACAAGCUCACAGAACGGGACCGCCAAGUAAUCCCUCCUCGGUUGUAACACUCACUACCGAGUUCCAAACUGCCUCUGGAAGUAACGUCAGCAAAAUAACUGUUCGUCGGGAGCUUCAUGAAAUGGGUUUCCAUGGCCAUUUAUUAGCAGCACACAAUGCCAAAAAUCGGCUGAAGUGGUGUAAAGCUCGCCGCCAUUGGACACUAGGAGCAGUGGAAACUCAUUCUCUGUAGUGAUAAUCACACUACACCUUUUGGCAGUCCGACAGACAAAUCUGGGUUUGGCAGAUGCCAGGAGAUCGCCACCUGCCCCAAUGCAUAGCACCAACUGUUUUUCACAGUUCAGGCUAGGCCCCUUAGUUCCAGUGAAGGGAAAUCUUAACGCGACACUAUGUAAUGACAUUCUGGACGAUUCGGUGUUUCCAACAUUGUGGUAACAGUUUGGGGAAACCCUUUCCUGUUUCAGCAUGACAAUGCACUAUUUUGUUUUCUUUUACCUUUAUUUAACUAGGCAAGUCAGUUACAAAGCGAGCUCCAUGCAGAAAUGGUUUGUUUAGCUUGGUGUGGAAAAACUUGACUGCCUGUACAGAGCCCUGACCUCAAACCUAUUGAACACCUUUGCCCAUGAUUUGGAAGAUGUUUUACGAGGUGUCCACAUACACUACAUGACCAAUAGGAUCUCAAAAGGCCCGAUUCCUGAGAUUUACACACUCACUGCAUCUCAGAUUUUCACAUAAAUCAUGCAUUGAUGUCAUUGUGAUUUGCGUAAAUGUAUGCAUUAAACACAUCUCCAUUAUGCACCUCAUAACAAAACCCCAGUUGGCUCGCAGUGUUUCAUUCUCUCCUUAGAGGAAAUUAUUGCAUAGACACAAUGGAUUUCCACUUUCUUAGGGUGGUCAUUUGAUGGAAAAAAUCUAUUAUAUAAUAGUGAGGCAAUGUAGGCUGUGCUAAAACUCAGAUUUAACUGAAAAAUACA
Messenger RNA from Oncorhynchus nerka (sockeye salmon), 4946 nucleotides. Its product is annotated as netrin-4-like. Gene Ontology annotation, cellular component: basement membrane; laminin-332 trimer. Gene Ontology annotation, biological process: animal organ morphogenesis; cell migration; tissue development. NCBI's taxonomy places the organism in Eukaryota, Metazoa, Chordata, Actinopteri, Salmoniformes, Salmonidae. Gene Ontology annotation, molecular function: integrin binding. The record is from RefSeq and is a predicted model, not a curated record. The transcript has 10 exons. The coding region runs from base 429 to 2393 and encodes 654 amino acids.